CGCAAAAACCUAUCGGAAUCGGAGACGUUCCAUAGCGUUUUCUCAGUUAUCAGUAGUCUAAAUCAUUAAAUUUCCUUUAAUUUCCUUGUGAUAUGUUGUGAAUUUGUUUCAACAAGGUGCCAUCAUGGGCCGAAGAAGUGAAGAAAGAGAGGAACGUGAAAGAGAUCGCUUGCGGAAAGAACGUGAACGAGAGAAAGAUAGGGAUAAGUAUCGAGGCAGGGAACGCGAAAAAGAUCUUUACCGUGACAGAGAAAGGGAAAAAGACAGGGACAGAGAACGAGAAAGGGAAAGAGAUCGUGAUAGAGAUCAUGACAGAGAAAGAGAUAGAGAAAGAGAUUAUGGUAGGGACAGAGAGAGGGAGAGAGAUCGUGACAGAGACCGUGAACACAGGAAAAGACCUCGUAGCUCCAGUAAGGAGCGACAGAUAAAAGAUUCUAUAAAAAGUGAAGGGUCAGAUAAAGGAGCAACUAAGAAAGAAAUUAAAGAAGAAGAGGAAGAUAAUGGAUCAGAAGCUAAGCCGAAGAAAGAACCUCUCUCUUUGGAGGAGCUUCUCGCAAAGAAAAAAGCCGAGGAGGAAGCUCGCAGCAAACCAAAAUUUUUAACUAAAGAAGAGCGCGCAAAAGAAGCUAUGAGAAAACGAGAGCAGGAAGUUGAAGAAAUGCGUAAACGAAUGGAAGAAGAAAGGAAGAAACGUUUGCAAUUCACACGAGAAGCUCAUACCAGUGAAACAAGACGAGACGACACAAGGAGGCAGAGAGAAAAUGUAGAAGACAAGGAGGUCUCUAAAGAUAAAGAAAGAGAAAGUGAGGCAAUCAAAGAACGUUACCUUGGCCUUGUGAAGAAGAAGCGACGAGUCCGGAGACUGAAUGAUCGGAAGUUUGUUUUUGAUUGGGAUGCAAACGAAGAUACUUCAAUUGACUACAACAAUUUGUACAAAGAGCGGCACCAGGUUCAAUUUUAUGGACGCGGUAAUAUAGCAGGCAUAGACAUAAAAGCACAGAAACGAGAUCAGUCAAAAUUUUAUGGUGACUUGUUGGAAAGGAGGAGAACAGAAGCAGAAAAAGAGCAAGAAAAAGUUCGUCUAAAAAAAGUCAAGCGCAAAGAAGACAAGCAGAAAUGGGACGACAGACACUGGACAGAGAAAGCACAAACUGAAAUGACAGAAAGAGAUUGGCGUAUCUUUCGAGAGGACUACAAUAUCACCAUCAAAGGUGGUAAAAUUCCAGAUCCGAUUCGAAGUUGGAAGGAAUCUGGCAUUCCGUCUGAACUCUUGGAUAUUAUUAAUACAAUCGGUUACAAAGAACCCACUCCAAUCCAGAGACAAGCCAUUCCUAUUGGUUUACAGAACCGAGAUAUCAUUGGUGUGGCAGAAACUGGGUCAGGUAAAACUUUGGCCUUCUUGAUUCCUCUGCUAAUGUGGAUUCAGUCUUUGCCAAAAAUAGAAAGACUGGAAGACGCUGAUCAGGGUCCUUAUUCCAUCAUUUUAGCACCUACCCGAGAGUUGGCACAGCAGAUUGAAGAAGAAACCAAUAAAUUUGGCAAGCCCCUCGGUAUAAGGACUGUUGUCGUCGUUGGUGGUCUUUCUCGUGAAGAACAAGGUUUUAGACUGCGUCUAGGUUGUGAAAUUGUCAUAGCUACUCCUGGACGGUUGAUCGAUGUCCUAGAAAAUCGUUAUUUAGUUUUAAAUCAGUGUACCUAUAUUGUAUUAGACGAAGCUGACAGAAUGAUAGAUAUGGGUUUUGAGCCAGAUGUUCAAAAAAUUCUUGAAUACAUGCCCGUCACAAAUUUGAAACCAGAUAAUGAAGAUGCCGAAGAUGAAUCUAAACUUUUAGCCAAUUAUUUCUCAAAGAAAAAAUAUCGACAGACUGUGAUGUUUACUGCAACUAUGCCUCCUGCUGUAGAACGCUUGGCAAGAACAUACCUCCGACGCCCUGCAGUUGUAUACAUUGGUUCCAUUGGUAAACCAACGGAGAGAACAGAACAAAUUGUAUACUUAGUCACCGAAAGUGACAAGCGUAAAAAACUAAUGGAGAUCCUUCAAAGAGGUGUUGAGCCUCCUGUCAUUAUUUUCGUCAACCAGAAGAAAGGAGCUGAUGUCCUUGCUAAGGGUCUGGAAAAGCUUGGAUUCAAUGCCUGUACACUCCACGGAGGUAAAGGUCAAGAACAGAGAGAGCAUGCUCUCAGCUCUUUGAAGACGGGUGCUAAGGAUAUUCUGGUGGCAACUGAUGUUGCUGGACGUGGUAUUGAUAUCAAAGAUGUGUCAAUGGUUAUCAAUUACGACAUGGCCAAGUCAAUCGAAGAUUACACCCAUCGUAUUGGGCGUACAGGGCGUGCUGGCAAAACUGGUGUAGCCGUUUCAUUCCUCACAAAAGACGACUCAGCUCUGUUCUACGAUCUAAAGCAAGUCAUCGUAGCUAGUCCAGUCUCACAAUGUCCGCCAGAGUUGCUGAAUCAUCCUGAUGCUCAACACAAACCAGGAACUGUUUUAGUUCCCAAAAAGCGGCGGGAGGAGAAAAUUUUUGCUUAAUCUCCUCGAAAUCAGCCCUCCCCCCUUAAAAUCAUUGUAAAUAAGGGUAGCUGUACUGUUUAUGGAAAUGAAAAAAAAUAAAAUUAAAUCUCAUUAAGAAAGUUAGGUAUCUUCUGCCGAGUAAUGUAAAUUUCUAUCACUUAUAAAUAAAACUUCUAAUUUAA
This is a messenger RNA of Bemisia tabaci, 2691 nucleotides long. RefSeq names its product probable ATP-dependent RNA helicase DDX23. Gene Ontology annotation, molecular function: ATP binding; RNA helicase activity; nucleic acid binding. NCBI's taxonomy places the organism in Eukaryota, Metazoa, Arthropoda, Insecta, Hemiptera, Aleyrodidae. The record is from RefSeq and is a predicted model, not a curated record.